Molecule: messenger RNA, 2969 nt
Organism: Solanum pennellii
Lineage: Eukaryota; Viridiplantae; Streptophyta; Magnoliopsida; Solanales; Solanaceae
Product: AAA-ATPase At3g50940-like
Exons: 3
Coding region: 240-1679 (479 amino acids)
Molecular function (GO): ATP hydrolysis activity; ATP binding
Source: RefSeq, a predicted model, not a curated record
UUUCAAUAACAAUUAAUUCAUCAACUCAAGAACAAGCAAAGACCAUUAGUUGAUGGUCGUGAUGAUAAGAAUUAGAGGAUUACGCGAUUCCAUAUAAAUUUUAUAAGCAUUGUAAUCCCCGCACAUCAUUGGAAUCAAAUAUUAAAGACUUGACACUAUUUUCUUGUGUUGAUUGUUCGUUUAUCAGGAAGAAAAAUUUAGUUGUUACACACCCACUAGACAAAAAGCCCUAAAGAAGCAUGUCCUCUUCAUCAGGAGAAUUGAAAAUGGCCCUAGCCAAGAGGGUUUUAUCGAGAGUUGGCUCAAUUGCAGCAACUGUCAUGUUGGUUCAAACGAUAAUCCACAACUACAUCCCCAGGGAACUCCAUGCAUAUCUAUUCUUUGGACUCAAAAACAUGUUCACCAAGUUCUCAAAACAGCUAACGAUGGUGAUUGAAGAAUUUGAUGGCUUGGUCAAAAACAAAAUUUAUGAAGCUGCAACAAUCUAUUUGGCCAACAAGUUGUCCCCUCACAUCCGAAGACUUAAAAUAAGUAAGCCUGAGAAGGAGAAGAAUUUCAACAUCACUAUGGAACGUAAUGAGGAGGUGAUAGAUGUUUAUGAUGGACAGACAUUCAAGUGGAUUUGGCUAUGCAGACAAACAGAAUCUAAACACUUCUACAACCCUAGAGACAUGGAUUCCGCUGAGAGAUCUCUAAUAAGGUCCUUUGAAUUGACAUUUCACAAGAAAAACAAAGACCUAGUCCUUAAUUCUUACUUGCCAUACAUCAUGGAAGAAGCAAUAUUGCAAAAACACAAAAACAAGACGAUCAAGAUUCAUACUGUGGGUUACGAAAGGAUGUCUAGUUUACAUGACAUGUGGAAGCCGGUGAAUUUUGAUCAUCCUGCCACUUUUGAGACAAUCGCAAUGAAAGCAGACCAGAAAGAGAUGAUCUUGAAGGAUUUGGAGAGAUUCACGAGGAGGAAAGAGUAUUACAGGAAAGUAGGUAAGGCAUGGAAAAGAGGGUAUUUGUUGUAUGGUCCUCCGGGAACUGGAAAAACUAGUUUGAUUGCUGCAAUAGCGAAUUACUUAAACUUCGAUAUAUAUGAUUUGGAGUUGACUACAGUGACGCGGAAUUCAGAUUUAAGGAAGUUAUUGGUUGCCACAACCAAUAAGUCAAUUUUGGUGAUUGAGGACAUUGAUUGUACCAUCAACUUGAAAGCUAAUUUCGUUAAUCGAGCUAUGCAUGUUCCUUCAAGUGAUUUUCAUCAGUCAGAAAUCACGAUCACCUUGUCAGGUUUAUUAAAUUUUAUUGACGGGCUAUGGUCGAGCUGUGGAGACGAAAGAAUCAUAAUUUUCACAACAAAUCACAUAGAAAAACUCGACCCUGCACUGCUGCGACCUGGCAGAAUGGACGUGCACAUUCACAUGGCAUAUUGCACACCUUGCGGCUUCAAACUUCUUGCUGCGAAUUACUUGGGGAUUAAAGAUCAUAAUCUUUUCAAUGAAAUCGAGGAAUUGAUUGAUAUAGCCAAUGUGACACCAGCAGAAGUGACAGAACAAUUGUUGAAGGAACAUGAAGUUGAAGAUUCACUUAAAGGGUUGAUUAAUUUUCUUCACAAAAAGAUGAAAGAGGAGGAAGAGGCCAUGGAAAUAACUCAAAUGGAGUCAGAUGAUGAGAAGAAAGAAUGCUCCCCUUAAGAGUAGUAUGCCCCCCUUAAGAGUACUAUUAUAUUGAUUGAUGAACAGACAGAAUUAGUUGGAAUUUCGUAUUGCUAUUACUGUAUUUGGUUUAUGAGUGCUUCAGAUAAGAAUAUUUCCUGCACUUUAUUAAUUGCUUCUUCAUGCUCUUAUAAGCUUUUUCUCGCAGACUCUGUAUGUGAUGUUAGUUUCAAAGCUAUGCAAGCAUGACCUCAAACAUCUAGUUUAGUCUGCAUAUAGAUUAUUCCCUCUGUUCUACUAUUCCAAAUGAUUUUCCAAUAAAUUUUGCAUUUUUCUCAAUUGCCAUUGCACCCUAUUUCCCCUUACCUUAUUGUAGAUCGAAAAAAAUUAAUAAUUCAAGAAUCAAUAUAUUGGUUACUAUUUUAUCACACAUUAGGCACAUAACACUAAAGCAAAAUCUUGAAGCAUUAGUAGAAUUAGGAGUUUAUGGAAUUAAAUUUAGAUGAAUCAAGAAACAACCCAAGAAUUAAUUCACUUUUCUAAUGGUGGACUAUUAGAAAAAAGUCUUUAUGUCUGAUUUGGAGACCAUAACCCUAUUUAUAUAACACAAUCUGCUUAUUUCUAUUUUUUUUGUUUAUCAUUGAAUUAGAUGUAUACCUAUACAUAAAAACACAUAUUUUUCUAUGUUGCUCGGAUCCUAAAAAAAUGUAGUCAUACAUGUGUCUGAUUCUUCAAAAGUGCAUAGGUUAGGAAGGGACCAUCAUAACUCGACAAUCAUUUCAAAAAAACUGAAAUUCGCUACGAAAAAUGUUGCUAAAUACUCCCUCUAUCCCUAUUUACUUGUCCAUAUUUCUUUUUAUAUUUGUCCCUAUUUACUUGUCCAUUUUAACAAAUCAAGAAAUGACAACAAUAUUUUUCCUAAUAUGCCCUUAUUUAAUUCUAGAAAAUUUCUAGUACUAUUAAGUUGCAAUCCAUGCUUUUUGAAACCAAAAGAUACAUUUAUUAUACAUGGGGAGUUGCAUAAUCUUUUAAGUUAAGGUUAAAAUUGUAAUUAACCUAUGAUAAUCAUUGGUGUCUUUAUAUGUAUGUCACUUCUAAAGUGGACAACUAAAUAGGGACAGAGGGAGUAGCUCAUAGCUAGUACAAUUUUCUAAUAAUAUGUAGCGACGGAUAUUGUUGUUUAGCUACAAAAUUUUUCCACCUCUAAUCCAUGUAUUCUUAGUAGUAAAUAUCUUUUAAGAGUCCAAGCAACAUAGUUUUUAGUUUAGUCUAAAAUUUUUGAGAUAACAAAUACCAUAACAUGUAUCAUUAUAUAUCGUGUGCGUAAGA